AUGGCCUCCCAUCCGGGAACGACGUCCCCAUCACAACAACAAGCGCCCCCGCCCCCGAACUCCGCAGCCCCUGGCGGAUCGACCACGACAGUCGGUGGCAGCAGCUGGACAGAACCGCCCUGGUGCGGGUGGAUAGAGACUACAGGCGAUGCGCUUAUCAUCCUCGAGGCCGCCCGCCGCGGCCUCAUCCCACGCGUCACCCGGCGUCUCGUCGACGCCGAACGCAAGAUGAUCACAUCCGGCUCCGUCUUCGUAUUCGACGAGGACGAGAGCGGCAUCAAACGCUGGACAGACGGCUUCUUCUGGAGCCCCUCGCGCAUCCUGGGCAAUUUCCUGCUCUAUCGCGAGACCGACAAACGCGGCGCUGGUCACAGAGGUCGCUCCGACAGAGACACCAAUGAGCCUACCAGCGGCUCUCUCCUCGUCAACGAACACGGCCAAUACUCAGAUACGAAGGACCACCAGAGCCUCAGCAGGCCCAAGGGCGAGUCCAGCUCGCUCGGCCUUGAUAAACAUCGUGAACGCACUCUGGUCGGAAGUCUGACCAACAGUUAUAAAUUCAAGCCCGACGGGAUGAUGAAAAAGACGUUCUCCCUCACUAUCGGCGGCGUUUCGCAGCAUUUAAUCUCCUAUUACAAGAUCGAAGAUGUCGAGCAAGGUCGCCUCCGGACGCCAUCGUCCCUCCCAGAACUCGCCUCUCUGGACAUAUCCCCCGAGUAUCUCGAUAAAACUCACUUCAGGAACCCGCCGAAAGUCGAGAUUGAUCGCGAUGGCAUACCAAGGUACCGUGGUGAAGCCGAUGAAGCCGAGCCCUCUCCAAGGGCGACAAUGGCAGCUCCACCGUCGAAUGGCGCACCUCUUCUAGCAGAAUCGAGGGGCGAUGGCGACAACGAGUUUCAAGGAAAACGUUCGAAACGGUAUGACCCAUAUAACACAGGGUCAAAACGUCCCCGUAAAAAGGUCUCGACACAG
Molecule: messenger RNA, 972 nt
Organism: Fomitiporia mediterranea MF3/22
Lineage: Eukaryota; Fungi; Basidiomycota; Agaricomycetes; Hymenochaetales; Hymenochaetaceae
Exons: 2
Molecular function (GO): DNA binding
Source: RefSeq, a predicted model, not a curated record